UCGCGCUUGGCUCUCUUUCUCUCUCUGACUCAACUCAUUCUGUUAUACCUUUCAAAUGGCAUCGACGAAACGCGAACAUUCCGAACAAGGCGAACGGGAGACGAAGAAGGCAAAGAUUGACGAUGUAAAUGAGGCUUCGGAAUCAAAGCCCGCAGAGCGCGUGGUACUCAACCCUGCCGACUGCAACUUAGAUUUCAAUAUUGAAGGCAAUGGUCUUCAAGGAUCUGCACUUCAUGAGCAGGGGUUUGCUUAUUGCUGGUCUGGUGCUCGGGCCAAUGUUGGGAUAACACGAGGGAAAUACUGUUUUGGUUGCAAAAUCAUUUCAAUGCAGCCAGUUGAUAUGGUGGACACGGCCCCUGACCAGCAGCAUGUUUGCCGUGUAGGCAUUUCUAGAGGGGAUGACAAUGUGGGGAACCUGGGGGAAACUGAACACAGCUUCGGGUUUGGGGGCACUGGAAAAUUUUCAAGUGCAGGCAAAUUUUUGGAUUAUGGUGAAAAGUUCGGGCUUGGUGAUACAAUUGUCUGUGCCGUUAAUCUUGAAGAUAAACCGUUGGCUUCAAUUGGUUUCUCCAAGAAUGGUAAAUGGCUGGGUACCGCAAAGAAAAUUGAUGCUGGUCUCAGUGGUCUAGGAGUGGUGGAUUCUCCAACAAGAAAAUUACAAUGGGAAUCGGCCCUCUAUCCCCAUGUUUUGUUGAAAAAUGUUGUGGUCGAGUUGCAAUUUAGUGUUGAAGAGGGACUUGUUCCUGAAGAAGAUUAUAAGCCUUGGGCUUCUGCUGUUGAAGAUGGAAGUGCAAUAAUGGGCCCUGCUAUUUCUAAGCCAGGGGAUUGUGAACUGAUGAUGAUGGUUGGACUGCCUGCGUCAGGCAAGAGUACUUGGGCAGAAAAAUGGAUGAAGGAGCAUCCUGAGAAUCGUUACGUUUUGCUUGGGACAAACCUAGCUCUGGAUCAAAUGAAGGUGCCAGGGUUACUGCGUAAGAAAAAUUAUGGUCAACGAUUUGAUUGUCUAAUGGAUAAAGCAACUGGGAUUUUUAAUACUCUUUUAUCACGGGCGGCCAAUACACCUCGCAACUACAUAAUUGAUCAGACAAAUGUUUACAAGAAUGCACGUAAACGUAAACUGAAACCAUUUGCAUACUUUCAGAAGAUUGCUGUAGUGGUAUUUCCGAGGCCAGUUGAGCUAAAGGCUCGUACUGAAAAGAGAUUCGAUGAAAUAGGAAAGGAGGUACCAGCUGAUGCACUAAAUGAAAUGUUAGUUAAUUAUGUUUUGCCCAAGAGCAAGGAUAUGCCUGGCUCAGAUGAGUAUUUUGAUCAGGUUAUCUUUGUAGAACUCGAUCGAGCAGAGUCUCAGAGACAUUUGGAUGAGAUGAAGCAUGCUCUAGCAUCUGCAUCCAAUUUGAACUCAAAUAACUCUUCAUCUUGUUCUGAGAAAAGUUUUAUCCCGUCAUUUACUGGGUUUUCAUCACAAAAUCAGGGAGCUUUAGCAGUCACUGGAGGACAUUGGCAAAGCUCUUAUUCACCUCGCAAUCCAUGUAAUUACCAAGGGCCCAACCAAGUGAAUUCAGCAUAUGAGAGGGCUACACUACCUGGAAGGACAGGAUCAGUAGCUGUAUCAUAUCUAGGCAAUCAAUAUCCUGCUGUAUCAUAUCAAGGCAAUCAAUAUCCUGCUGUAUCUAGGGUAGCUGCUCCUCCCAAAACUUAUUCAAGCUAUGUGAAUUCACAUCCUAUAGAUGAUACUGUUUACUCUCAGAGUUAUGGCGGCAUUUCUAGUACUGGUGGUGCCCUUUACCCGGUUUUUGGAGUGAGUGCCGGCCCCUACAGUAGCAGCAUGGUUGAACCCUCUCCAGUUGCAAGUGCAAGUACAAUGCCAUCCUUUUUCACCGCUUAUGGUGGACAUUUUAAGGACAUGAGAGCUCCUGGCGCUGAUCUGCCCCAAAUACCCCCUACAAAUUCACGCACGCCUCUGGCAUUCUCAUUUGGUUCACCUUAUGCAACUCCGAUUGCAAGACCUCCAUAUGGAAAUUUUCCCACUGAUAUGCAGUAUAAUGGAGGUCCACGACACUACUAACUUCUCUACAGAUUUGCUGGCUCUUCCUUGAAUCUUAGCAAGGGCUAUGUAAAUGAUACGAUUGCUACUGAAGGCUUGCCUUUUUGAAAACGUUGUACAUGAUAAUGCUAGGACCCUUUUUCUGUUCUUUUCUCCUUUCUUUUCUUUUGGAUAUAUAGCAUUUAUAAAUUCUAAACGAGGAACAAUUUUUAAAUCCUGGGAGUGAUGGUUACUAU
Messenger RNA from Corylus avellana, 2280 nucleotides. RefSeq lists its product as uncharacterized. The record is from RefSeq and is a predicted model, not a curated record. Gene Ontology annotation, biological process: alternative mRNA splicing, via spliceosome. Gene Ontology annotation, cellular component: nucleus. Gene Ontology annotation, molecular function: RNA binding; protein binding. Lineage: Eukaryota; Viridiplantae; Streptophyta; Magnoliopsida; Fagales; Betulaceae.